GAGAUGGGCAUCGAGAUAGAAAAACACAAAGCACAAAACAGGAGACUAGGCUAACAAUGGUGAGAAAGCAGCAUUUUGUCUUAGUCCACGGAGCCUGCCAUGGAGCCUGGUGCUGGUACAAGCUUGUGAGCCUACUCAAAACGCCCGGUCAUCAAGUCACUGCCUUGGACCUUGGUGCUUCCGGAGUUGAUCCCAAGCGGCUCGAAGAAAUCACUUGUAUUUCAGAUUACUUGCAGCCUUUGAUGGAUUUCUUGGCCUCUCUCCCUCAACCUGGGAAGGUCGUUCUUGUUGGUCACAGCUAUGCCGGUCUCUGUAUAUCUCUAGCCAUGGAAAGAUUUCCCAACAAAAUUGCAGUUGCAGUUUUUAUUGCAGCCUAUAUGCCUCGUCAUAGCUCUCCACCAGGGACUCUCAUACAGGAAUACUUUAAAAGCAUCCCAGUGGAAUCUUUAAUGGACUGCCAGUUCACAUUCGAAAAAGGCCUGGAGAAACCACCAACUCGGGUACUCUUCGGUCCAGAAUUCAUGGAGGCCAAAGCUUAUCAACACUGCCAAUUGGAGGAUUUGGAGUUGGCCAAAAUGUUGGUCAGACCGAGUGGGCUGUUCUUGGAGGACUUGGUCACGGGGAAUUUAUUAACACAAGAAAAAUUCGGGUCGGUGGAUCGAGCUUUCAUUGUAUUAGAAGAAGAUGAAGUGAUGAUGGAAGAGUUCCAGCGAUUGAUGAUCGAGAACUGUCCAGCCAAAGAAGUGAAGGUCAUUAAUGGCGCCGGCCACAUGGCCAUGCUUUCCAAGCCCAAACAGCUUUGCCAGCUUUUACAAGAGAUCGCAGAGAAAUUCUGUUGAUUCAUAUGUUAGCCAAUAUUGCCAUUUAUGCUAAUUAAGGAUAUAAAACCUUCUUGAUUUCUUUUGUGUUUUUGGUAAAACAUAUUUUGUUCGUACGAUUAAAAUUCAUGUGGAAUCUAACUAAAGAUGAUAUCCUUAAUUUAA
Messenger RNA from Theobroma umbraticum, 983 nucleotides. RefSeq names its product methylesterase 10-like. Lineage: Eukaryota; Viridiplantae; Streptophyta; Magnoliopsida; Malvales; Malvaceae. The record is from RefSeq and is a predicted model, not a curated record. Gene Ontology annotation, molecular function: methyl indole-3-acetate esterase activity; methyl salicylate esterase activity; methyl jasmonate esterase activity. Gene Ontology annotation, biological process: jasmonic acid metabolic process; salicylic acid metabolic process.